This is a messenger RNA of Solanum pennellii, 517 nucleotides long. RefSeq names its product protein BOLA1, chloroplastic. The record is from RefSeq and is a predicted model, not a curated record. Lineage: Eukaryota; Viridiplantae; Streptophyta; Magnoliopsida; Solanales; Solanaceae. Bases 93 to 392 code for a protein of 99 amino acids. The transcript has a single exon.
UUGCACCACCCAAACAACCCUUUAGUCAAUUAUUUUUAGGAGAUCGGCGGCAGAGAGCUUAGCGGAGAAGAGAGAAGAAAUUAGGGUUCAGCAUGGCGUCACGAGGGAUUCUGUCGAGGGCAAGUAGGAUGAAGACGAAGCUACAAUCAGCACUUGAAGCUAACAUAAUUGAAGUCGAAGACGUUUCUUACCAGCACGCCGGUCAUGCCGCCGUCAGGGAAACCGGAACAAACGAGACACAUUUCAAUCUCAAAAUUGUGUCAAACAAGUUCGAUGGACAGAAUCUUGUUAAACGUCACCGUAUGGUGUAUGAUCUCUUGACUGAUGAAUUCCAAUCUGGUUUACAUGCUCUAUCUAUAGUAGCUAAGACACCCAAAGAAGAUGGCAUGUAAUUGUUCAGUUUGAGUUGAUUUAUUCAGUUGAAUAAUAUUUUGGUUUUAUUAUGUUGAAACUCAAAUUGAGAUAAGCUAUGAAAGUGUUGUGGUGAUCAUAAUUACUAUUGUUUUUAUUUGCUUUA